ACCAGAGCGUCGUACAGCAAACAUGGCGGCCUCCGGUGGAAGAACCGUGGGAUCUUUUCUCUGGAAAUGUGGAAAUUGCUGCUUCAAUUUUAACACAGUCUCGUCCAAUUUAACUCGCCAGGUGCUGUCCAGACAGCUAUGUGUGAGUGCUGUGCUCCACAGGAAGAACCUGGCUGCAGCAGGCCCAGAGAAGUUCUCAGAGGAGUUCAUCAAGAAGCAGGUGGAGGAGUUCAACAUCGGGAAGAGACAUCUAGCCAACAUGAUGGGAGAGGACCCUGAGACCUUCACUCAGGGGGACAUUAAUAGAAGCAUUGCAUACCUGUUCCCCUCCGGCCUGUUUGACAAAAAAGCCAAACCACUGAUGAAGCAUCCGGAUGAGGUGUUUCCAAAACAGAGAGCUGUCCAAUGGGGUGCAGAUGGACGGCCAUUCCACUUUCUGUUCUACACAGGAAAGCAGUCCUACUACUCUCUAAUGCACGACACCUUCACUAAAGCCUUGGCAGUAGAGAAGCACCAGGACCGUCUGAGAGGAAAGGAUCUCUUCACCCAGGAUGCCAAGCAGAUUUCUCUGGUGGGUAGUCGGUGGUUGCUGAAAGAAGAGCUGGAGGAGUUGUUGGUGGAGACCAUCUCAGAACACGAUUAUGCACGGUUCAUCCAGCUGAUGGAGAGGUUGCUGUCUCUGCCCUACUGCUCUGUGGAGGAGGACUUUGUCCAGCGCUACCGCAGACAGCUGGAGAUCCAGUCCUCCAAGCAGCAGGUCCAGCCCCUCCAGUACGACCAGCACGGAGUGGCUUACAGCACCGGAGAUGGCAGAAGGAAGACCGCUACGGGUACUGUCCUACUGAGAGACAGUGGUUCAGGAUCCAUCAGCAUCAACGGGACAAACUAUGUCCACUACUUCCCUGUCCUGCAAGACCGAGAGCAGUUGAUGUUCCCCCUCCACUUCAUGGGGGUGCUGGGGAGAUUUGACAUGCAGUGCAGUGUGAGUGGCGGGGGCCAUUCCAGCCAGGCGGGGGCGCUACGCCUUGCCAUCUCCCGCGCCAUGCUCAGCUUCCUGUCUGAGGGACAGGUGGAGACCAUGAGACAAGCUGGGCUGCUGACCCCUGACCCCAGAAUUAAGGAGAGGAAGAAGCCGGGCCAGGAGGGAGCAAGGAGGAAGUUCACCUGGAAGAAACGCUGAGGUGGAGGACAGAAUAGAACUGGACACAGGGAAAUCACAGCAACAUCUUCAUCAUUAUCUUCCUCUGAGAUCAGAACUGUUAUUAGUAAGUGGACAAAUUGUUCAUCCAACCCCUGUUGUAGCCUUUUAUAUGUCCCCUAAAGGUGUUUUAGAUCUGGAAAUAGCCACCAAGUACAUGACUUAAAUACAUGUACAAAUUCAAAGGGGUUCUGUCCAUGCGAGGGCAGGAUACCCAACUCCAUAUAGGCUGUAAUGGUUUUUUUUCUGCCACCAGAGGGCCAUUUCUGGCAACACACCUGUCCAUUGUCUUUGUCUGUAUAUUGAAAAUAAAAUGUUGUUUUUCACAUA
Oncorhynchus masou masou (cherry salmon) is the source of this 1528-nucleotide messenger RNA. It is a transcript of the gene mrps9, whose product is annotated as mitochondrial ribosomal protein S9. Lineage: Eukaryota; Metazoa; Chordata; Actinopteri; Salmoniformes; Salmonidae. Gene Ontology annotation, biological process: translation. The record is from RefSeq and is a predicted model, not a curated record. The transcript has 11 exons. Bases 23 to 1180 code for a protein of 385 amino acids. Gene Ontology annotation, cellular component: mitochondrial small ribosomal subunit; ribosome. Gene Ontology annotation, molecular function: RNA binding; structural constituent of ribosome.